CCUGACAGACAUACACACACACACAGGUAGACCUGCCUCCACCCUUAGGUUUUCCAGGGGCUCUGAGAGCAAAGCUUCCCCCUUGACCACAUCCAGGCAGAGCUGCAGCUGCCUGGUCUCGCAUGGCUGAACUUCAGUGCUCCUGUUCUGGCAGAAACAACAAAUCGCCUCCUAGCUGAGAACUUUGAUCAUUGAUCCCUUGAUCAGCGGGCAAGAAUUAGCAACCGCGCAAGCCCUGGCAAGACGGAGAACACAGCACAUUUAUUUUUAAUUAGGCACAGCUGUGCUGCGUCAGGGUCGACAUGCACCCAAUUUAGAAAACUGCAGGAACAGAGCUGGCGGAGAAAGCGGGUGAUUUGUGGGGAGAAUGCCAAACCCGCAGGAGCUCGCUUUCCAGUGAGGUGACAUUUCAUGGCCCUCGUGGUGGGAAUAGUUAUUGCGGGGUGGUGAUUGGCAGUCAAGAAGAUGCAUCUUGGAAGCACUCAGAGACAGCCGCACUGGCAUGGAGUCACUGAGGGGCUGCACACGGACAUCAUAAAUGCUUCUAACAAAAUUGCUUUAAUAAUACAGGCCAUGCUGUUCCUGUGUGUUGCCUUAUUGGUCCUGGCUGGGCCAGCCCUCCCCUCUUUUGGAGCAGACCCUGAAGCACCAAGGCACAGACACGAUGCCAACCUGGAGAUCUACAAGCGUUUGUUUGAGACGAAGAGGAAGGACCAGCUAAACGCUCUGAAGAACCUGGUGGAGCUCAACGACAUCAACCAGCAAUACAAGAUCAUCGACAUCAUGCUGAAAGGGCUGUUCAAGGUGCUGGAAGAUUCCAGGGCGAUACUCACUGCUGCUAACAUGCAGCCCGAUGACCCCUUUCCACUGGAUGACAAGAUCAAGGAAGCAUACUCCCACGUGCUGGAGAACACGGCCUUCUUCGGCGAUGUGGCUCUGCGCUUUCCUCGCAUCGUUCAUCACUAUUACGACCGCAAUGCCGACUGGGGGGGCCUGGUGCGCUGGGGCCUGCAUUUCUGCAACCUCACGGGCGUCUUCGCUGGGGGAGCACACCAGCACGUCCUCACACUAAUGUCACAGGAGCUGGGAAUCACAGAGAAGUCGCUGGACUUCAUCAACCCUUACCGUACUGAGAGAGAUGAUAUGCUGCACACCGCUGAAGCCUUCCAGAAGAUCCUACGAGAGGAGGAGAAGCGGCGGCGCAAAGAGGAGAAGAGGAAAGAAAUCAGGAAGGGGCCCCGCAUCUCCCGCUCUCGUACUGAGUUAUAGCGCCCCCUGGCCCUGGGGAAGAAUAUGUGACCAGAGGGCAACUUUAGAGUGACUGGGGCCAGAGGGGUACAGGUGUGUGUGUGUGUGUGUGUGUGUGUGUGUGUGUGUGUGUGAGAGAGAGAGAGAGAGAGGAACAGAAUAAACAGUAAUUUUAUGAAAAUAAAUGGGAAAUUAGGCUAUUUUCAAUUUUUGGUAGCAAAAAUGGAGGGGGUUACGUACAAUUAGGGAGAGUAUUUAAAACUUAUUUGUUUUUGGUAACAAAGAAAUUUUGUAGUGUAAUUAAUUUCCUUAAAACAAUUCACAGUAAAGGAAACUGUGAGAUUGAGAUUAAAUAGCAUCCCCUCAGGAGUUAUGUGUUAAAUUUUUAGUCUUAAGUAACCGUUAUAUACAUGUGACUAAGUUGUUUUUCCCUUUAGGUUAGUUGUUUGAAUAUAAAGCUGAACAAUUGCUGGAUAUAUUUCUGGUAUUUUUUUAUUCUGUCCCCAACAAUGGCUGCUUCAAAAUAGCAUAAUGAGUAUUAAGAUUAUAUCUUUAAUCAUCUGCAGUUAUAUGUAUGAACAAACAUCACCAACGGUUCAGCCUGUGCCUGGGGAGAAAUAAUCAUCAUGCUGCAUACCGAUAAAAAAAAAUAGCGUUUGAACCGAGUAGGGCUGCCACGAAGAAUCGGCUUGUGGUAUAACUAUACAACACUGCCCCCUACUGGUCAUCUGCGCGAAGAGGCAAAGGCAGGUGAUUUACGCUCCCUUUUAGCCUCGGUCCUUUCAUUUAGUACUUAACCUGUAGCCUUUUGCUUCCUCCUUUCGCAGGUGAUCACUUACCUAAGGAGUCCGUGACUGAGCUUAAUUCCCUCCCAUUUCGUUAUAAUUUCGCUACAGUGGUUUCAUGCUGUUUUUGUCGAAACAUACAGCUGUUACGUUGAGCUCAUGUCUUUUUGUGAAUUUUUAUUUUGGAUUUUUUUUUACUCCAUUUCAAAAUUCAAAAAAGAUAUUUGGGAUUGUAUUUAUAGAAUAAUAAACUACCGUCGUACAAUU
Brienomyrus brachyistius is the source of this 2300-nucleotide messenger RNA. RefSeq names its product coiled-coil domain-containing protein 134-like. The transcript has 8 exons. NCBI's taxonomy places the organism in Eukaryota, Metazoa, Chordata, Actinopteri, Osteoglossiformes, Mormyridae. Bases 466 to 1269 code for a protein of 267 amino acids. The record is from RefSeq and is a predicted model, not a curated record.